Vidua chalybeata is the source of this 2006-nucleotide messenger RNA. Its product is annotated as proline-rich protein 36-like. The record is from RefSeq and is a predicted model, not a curated record. Gene Ontology annotation, biological process: sister chromatid cohesion. Bases 1 to 1872 code for a protein of 623 amino acids. Gene Ontology annotation, molecular function: chromatin binding. Lineage: Eukaryota; Metazoa; Chordata; Aves; Passeriformes; Viduidae. Gene Ontology annotation, cellular component: nucleus; cohesin complex; chromatin. The transcript has 9 exons.
AUGUCCCCAAUGUCCCCAAUGUCCCCCGUCUGUCUGUCUCCUGUCUGUCUGUCCGUCUGUCCCCGACGUCCCCUGUCUGUCCCCAAUGUCCCGCUGUCUGUCUGUCCCCAACGCCCCCUGUCUGUCCCCUGUCUGUCCCCUGUCCGUCUGUCUGUCCCCGACGCCCCUGUCCGUCUGUCUGUCCCGUCUGUCUGUCUGUCCCCGACGCCCCUGUCUGUCCCCUGUCUGUCCCCUGUCCGUCCGUCCGUCUGUCCCCGACGCCCCUGUCCGUCUGUCUGUCCCCUGUCCGUCCGUCCGUCUGUCCCCGACGCCCCUGUCCGUCUGUCUGUCCGUCUGUCUGUCUGUCCCCGACGCCCCUGUCCGUCCGUCUGUCCCCUGUCUGUCCGUCUGUCCCCUGUCCGUCUGUCUGUCCCCUGUCUGUCCGUCUGUCUGUCCCGUCUGUCCCCUGUCCAUCCGUCUGUCCCCGACGCCCCUGUCCGUCUGUCUGUCCCCUGUCCGUCCGUCUGUCCCCGACGCCCCUGUCCGUCUGUCUGUCCCCGACGCCCGUCUGUCUGUCCCGUCUGUCCCCUGUCUGUCCGUCUGUCCCCGACGCCCCUGUCCGUCCGUCUGUCCCCUGUACGUCCGUCCGUCUGUCCCCGACGCCCCUGUCCGUCUGUCUGUCCCCUGUCCGUCCGUCCGUCUGUCCCCGACGCCCCUGUCCGUCUGUCUGUCCCCGACGCCCGUCUGUCUGUCCCGUCUGUCCCCUGUCUGUCCGUCCGUCUGUCCCCGACGCCCCUGUCCGUCUGUCUGUCCCCUGUCCGUCCGUCUGUCCCCGACGCCCCUGUCCGUCUGUCUGUCCCCUGUCCGUCCGUCUGUCCCCGACGCCCCUGUCCGUCCGUCUGUCCCCUGUCCGUCCGUCUGUCCCCGACGCCCCUGUCCGUCUGUCUGUCCCCGACGCCCCUGUCCGUCUGUCUGUCCCCUGUCCGUCCGUCUGUCUGUCCCCGACGCCCCUGUCCGUCCGUCUGUCCCCGCAGUGACCACGACCUGACCCCCUGGGGUCUCUUCGGGCCCCUCUCGCAGCUCCUGCGCCGCGGCCUCGACACCGGAGAGGUGCCAGCACAGGUGAUGGUCCCGGCCAUCUCGUGCCUCUUCUUCCACCUCUUCUGGGAGCUCUCCCGAGUUCCCGACUCCGGAGCCUCCCCGGCGGAUCUGCGGGCGCUGCGCUCCCGGGCCGCCUCGCUGCUGUCCCUGUGCCAGAGCUGCCUCUCGGAGCCCGAGCCCCAGCUCAGGGAGACGGCGCUGCAGGCGCUGCAGGAGCUGCUGCUGCUGCUGGGCCCGGGGCUGCCCCACGAGCGGCUGCGGCUGCGCCCGGAGCCGGCGCUGGAGGCGCAGCUGGGGCUGGCCCUGACUGACCUCGUCUUCCAGCCCCACGGGCGUGCCGAGGCGCUGCCGCGGCGCCGCUCGCUCCUGGCCGGCUUCUGCCGCCUCCUGCUGGCCGGAGUCCUGCGGCUCCGCGCCGCCGCCGACCUCUUCAAACACUACGGCAAGUUUUUCGGGGAUUUCGGGGACAUCAUCCGGGAGACGCUGCGCGGCGCGCGCGACCUCGACCGCCCCGAGUGGGCGCGGACGGUGCUGCUGAGCCUGCGGCAGCUUUUCACGGAGCUGCUGCUCCAGGAGGGCCCCGAGCUCCGGGGGCUCCCGGAAUUCCAGGAAAUUCGGGAUCUGGGCCGGCGCCUCUCGCUCUUCUUCGGCCUCGGGCAGGCGCGGAGCCGGCAGCCGCUGCUGCAGCUGCACAGCGAGGGGAUCCAGUUCUCGCUGCAGCCGCCCCCGGAGCCCCAAAUUCCCGGAAUUCCGGAGGGGCUCCCCCUAACUUGCCCUUCCUGGAGGUGCUGAGCGAGUUCUCGCCGCGGCUGCUGCGCCCCGACCGCGCCCUGCUGCUGGCGCUGCUGGAGCGGACGUGCCGCGAGCGGGGGCUGGGCGCGGAUUUUGGGGCGGAUUUGGGCGAUUUUGGGGCUCCCCUGCUCUGC